UCCUCGGAUGAAUUUUCUUCUUCUUCUUCUUCUUCCGAUGACGAUAAUGGCAAUGCCAGCCAGACUGCCGCCCCUGUUAGGGGUUCUUAGGGAAAUCGGGGUGGUGCUCGUGGCGGUCGUGGCGGUGGUUCGGCUUGUGGCGGUCGCGCCAAUGGCGCAGCUGCAGCACGUGUCCCUCUUCCAGCUGAGCGCGAAGAUAAAGAUGACGAUGAUGAAAAUGUGGGCGAGGAUGAAAUUGUGGGCGAGGAUGAAGAGUAGGGGAUUUUUUCCCAUCCAUGUAUAAUAGCUUUUCUGGGGCUUGCUCCCCUCUUUAACAACGAAAGUGUCUCUUGUGCUC
Messenger RNA from Periconia digitata, 337 nucleotides. The record is from the annotation of a GenBank genome assembly. NCBI's taxonomy places the organism in Eukaryota, Fungi, Ascomycota, Dothideomycetes, Pleosporales, Periconiaceae.